UGAAACAUCUAGUAUACUUUUACAAGAUUCUAUCAACCGCUCAAAAACCAAAAUGUUUUCUUCAAAUGAAAAAUCUAGUGUUCAGCCAAGGAAUGGUGGUAUUACUUUUGGAAAACCAGCACGACGAGUUUAUAACGACGCAUCGGCGACAUACGAAACUAGCAAUUUUACGAGAUCAACUAACCGAACCAACCGGACAUUGUCCUAUACCAAACCAUCCUACCUGUCCAAACCAGCGGUAAAUGCUUCAGCAAACAUCCCUGGGAACGGGCUAAAAUGCAGCUAUGAGCCAGCGAAUACUGGAAACGAUACUCUUCCUAAAAGAAGUAAAUAUUUGUCAAUUUCAACUGGCAGCAGUGCGGUCCCUCAAGUUAUGCUUCGAAACGGCUGCACUGUUGAACUUCGUGGGAUACCGAAGUGGAUGAAUACGAUCGGACAAUUAGACAGUCAUUUUUCUGAGUACGGGAGACUUAUGGAUAUUAAGGUUUGUUAUCUGGGCGAUCCAGGAGCUGCGACUGUAACAUUCUCUAACCAUGCUGAGGCGAGCGCUGCUCAACGGAGUACCAACAUGGGUUUUACAAAUGGCUCAUGGUCGUUCAAGGCUCCUAAUUCGGCCACCGUACCUUGUACUACCCAUCGAAGAGGAACCUAUAAAAUGCCACCUGUAGAUAUGGCAAAGCAUAAAUUUAUUCGGAAGGAGGAAACCAAAGUAGAUGAUUUGCAGAAACGAAAGCAGGAGCUACUCGAACAAUACUCCAAACAACUAAAAGUUUUAAAGGAUAUUAUCGCAAAGUGUGGGCCAAAUGAUCCAGCCCGUGAAGGAAAACUUAAUAUGAUUAAGGGUCUAAUGUCGUCAAUGGAGAGUAUAAAAGCUUCCGUUUCAAUUGUAGGAGUGCGAGAACAAGCCAAGGUACGUAUUGAAGGGAAAUCGAAAGUACCUGAUAAUGCAGUCGUUAAGCAAAUGGCACCAACAAACAACCAGUUGAGUAUCGGACAAUCAGAAGUGCCAGCUGACAAAGAACAACGGCAAAAUUCUGUAAACAAACUGAACAAGGUGGGCAGUGAGGCGCAGAUGAAAAUAGAAGCGUGUUAUCCGAAGCUUUCCACCCAACUUAAUGAUGUAACCAUUGUCCAUGCUUCGUCGACGUCAGUUAUCCAUUCUCCAGGGAGUUCGGGGAUCAGUUAUGUAGACGGUUCCCUGCGAGUUGAGGAAAUUGUAAAUAUUGAACAACUUGGCCAAGCGACUGCCAAGGAUACACUGGAUUACUCGAUUAAAGUAGGCGGUGAUAACAUUGGUUUGCAGCAGAAAAUAGAAACACCAAAGCUCUCCACCCAACUUCAUGAUGUAGACGUUGUUCAUGUUUCGUCAAUGUCAAAUAACCAUUCUUCAGGGAAUUCGGGGAUCAGUUAUAAGGAAGGAUCCCUGCGAGUUGAGGAAACUGGAAAUAUUGACCAACUUGGCCAAGCGACUGCCAAGGAUACACUGGAUUACUCGCUUCUCGACUAUGAGUAUGAAUAUCCAGAUUUAUCAGGCGAUUGGGAAUAAAAAUCGAUAGCAAACCAUUAUGUCUGUACCAAGUAAAAACUCCCUGUGAGAAUCUGUAAUAUCUUUUUAAGAACAGAAAUUUAUGUAAACUAAAUUAGAUUUUACCAAAAAAUAUAAUAAAUUUGUUUGAAUCUUAA
Molecule: messenger RNA, 1683 nt
Organism: Hermetia illucens (black soldier fly)
Lineage: Eukaryota; Metazoa; Arthropoda; Insecta; Diptera; Stratiomyidae
Exons: 2
Coding region: 53-1546 (497 amino acids)
Cellular component (GO): nucleus
Molecular function (GO): RNA binding
Source: RefSeq, a predicted model, not a curated record